CAGACCAGAGCUCAGAGCUCAGAGCCACUCACAUCAGAAGCUGCUGGACGAGGACACAGACCUGGACCUACUCCCAGCUGUGUGUCUCUGAAGAGUGACUGGUCUAUGGAUAGACCUGUUUACUUCAGUAGUGUACAGAACGAUCAGAGGAGGAGCAAGCUUAAUCGGGAGAAACCAGAAGAUCCUGAACUCAGCUGUGUGUCUCUGAAGAGUGGCGCAUCGAAGAAUCUUAACAUUUAUUUCAAAGGUGGACAAGGGCCUUCAGGAGAGAGAGAGGAUCAGCAGGUCUCAGAUGUUCUCAGUCUCCGGUGUGUCCAGCACCAUCAGACAGAUCUGGACUCCACACUUCAGCUCCUUGAGGAGACUGUCAUGACCCUGGUGAAGAAGGAAGUGAGGAGAGUCCAAAGGUUCCUCAGUCCAGAUGAUCCCAAAUACCAGGAUGAUGAGGAAGAGGUGAAGGUGAAGUGUGAUGAGGAGCAGAUGAGGAGCAGCAGAGAAGCCUUCCUGGACUUCAUUAUGAACCUCCUGAGGAGCAUGGAGGAGGAGGAGCUUGCUGGUCGUGUGUGGAGCAGAAGUCGUGCUGGAGCGUGUGCAGGACGACUGAAGAGGAGCCUGCAGAAGAAGUUCCACACUGUGUUUGAGGGAGUGGCUAAAGCAGGAAACUCUGCCCCUCUGAAUCAGAUCUACACAGAGCUCUACAUCACCGAGGGGGGCACAGACCAGGUCAACCAGGAGCACGAGGUCCGACAGAUCGAAGCAGCAACCAGGAAGCAGAGCAGACCAGAAAGGACCAUCAGACAAGAAGACCUCUUUAAAGCCUCAGCUGAGAGAGAGGGACCAUUCAGGAGCCUGCUGACAAAGGGCGUGGCUGGCAUUGGGAAGACCCUCCUGACACAGAAGCUGACUGUGGACUGGGCUGAAGACAAAGCCCACCAGAACUUCCAGCUCAUGUUUCCUUUCACCUUCAGAGAGCUGAACCUGCUGAAAGAGAAGCACUUGAGUUUGGUGGACCUUGUUCAUCGCUUCUUUCCUGAAACUAAAGAAUCAGGACUCAGCAGCUUUGAAGGAGUCCAGGUUCUGUUCAUCUUGGACGGUCUGGACGAGUGUCGACUCCCUCUGGACUUCAACAGCCGGGUCCUGACAGAAGAAACAGAGUCCACCUCACUAGACGUCCUGCUGACCAACCUCAUCAGGGGGAAGCUGCUUCCCUCAGCUCAGCUCUGGAUCACCACACGACGUGCUGCAGCCAGUCAGAUCCCUCCUGAGUGUGUGGACAUGGUGACCGAGGUCAGAGGGUUCACUGACCUCCAGAAGGAGGAGUACUUCAGGAGGAGGUUCAAAGAUGAGCAGCAGACCACCAUCAUCUCUCACAUCAGGAGCUCACGAAGCCUCUACAUCAUGUGUCACAUCCCCAUCUUCUGCUGGAUCACUGCCACAGUUCUGGAGGACAUGUUGAAGAGCAGAGAGACCAGAGAGCUGCCCAAGACCCUGACUGAGAUGUACAUCCACUUCCUGGUGGUUCAGGCCAAAGUCAAGAAGCUCAAGUACCAUGGAGGAGCUGGGACAGACCCAGUUUGGGAUCCUGAGAGCAGGAAGAUGAUUGACUCUCUGGGAAAACUGGCUUUUGAGCAGCUGCAGAGAGGAAACUUGAUCUUCUAUGAAUCAGACCUCACAGAGUGUGGCAUCGACAUCACAGCUGCUGCACUUUACUCAGGAGUCUUCACACAGAUCUUCAGACUGGAGAGAGGACUGCACCAGGACAAGGUCUUCUGCUUCAUCCACCUCAGUCUUCAGGAGUUUCUGGCUGCUCUUCAUGUCCACCUGAGGUUCUUCAACUCUGGAGUCGAUCUGCUUUAUUCACAACAAACUUCUGUACUGACAAGCAUCCUGAGAAACAAACAUCACAUGAAACAGUUCUACCAGAGAGCAAUAAAUGAAGCUGUCGAAAGUCCAAAUGGACAUCUGGACUUGUUCCUGCGCUUCCUUCUGGGUCUGUCUCUGCAAAGCAGCCAGAGUCUCCUCCCAGGUUUGUUGACACAGACAGGAAGUAGCUCCUGGAGCCAUCAGCACACAGCAGAGCUCAUCAAGAAGAAGAUAAGUGAGAAAGUGUCUCCAGAGAGAAUCAUCAAUCUGUUCCACUGUCUGAGUGAAGUGAAGGACACUUCUCUCGUGGAGCAGGUCCAACAGCAGCUGAGGUCAGGACGUCUCUCCACAGCUCAACUGUCUCCUGCGCAGUGGUCCACCCUGGCCUUCAUCUUACUGUCCUCAGAGGAAGAUCUGGAGGUGUUUGAUCUGAAAAAAUACUCUGCUUCUGAGGAGGCUCUUGAGAGGCUGCUGCCCGUAGUUCAAGCUUCAAAACAAGUUCUACUGAGAGACUGUCAGCUUUCAGAGAGAAGUGGUUCCCUUCUGUCCUCAGUCCUCAGCUCUCCGUCCUCUUGUCUGACACAACUGGACCUGAGCCUCAACUACGACCUGAAGGAUCCAGGAGUGGAGCUGCUGUCUGCUGGACUGAAGAGUCCACACUGUCACCUGGAGACUCUCAGCCUGAGCUGGUGUCAGCUGUCAGAGAGAAGUGGUUCCCUUCUGUCCUCAGUCCUCAGCUCUCCGUCCUCUCGUCUGACACAACUGGACCUGAGCUACAACUAUGACCUGGAGGAUUCAGGAGUGGAGCUGCUGUCUGCUGGACUGAAGAGUCCACACUGUCACCUGGAGACUCUCAGACUGAGAGACUGUCAGCUGUCACACAGAAGUGGUUCCAUUCUGUCCUCAGUCCUCAGCUCUCCGUCCUCUCGUCUGACACAACUGGACCUGAGCUACAACUACAAGCUGGACGAUCCAGGAGUGGAGCUGCUGUCUGCUGGACUGAAGAGUCCACACUGUCACCUGGAGACUCUCAGCCUGAGCAGGUGUCAGCUGUCAGAGAGAAGUGGUUCCCUUCUGUCCUCAGUCCUCAGCUCUCCGUCCUCUCGUCUGACACAACUGGACCUGAGCUACAACUACGACCUGGAGGAUCCAGGAGUGGAGCUGCUGUGUGCUGGACUGAAGAGUCCACACUGUCACCUGGAGACUCUCAGCCUGAGCUGGUGUUUGCUGUCAGAGAGAAGUGGUUCCCUUCUGUCCUCAGUCCUCAGCUCUCCGUCCUCUCGUCUGACACAACUGGACCUGAGCUACAACUACGACCUAAAGGAUCCAGGAGUGGAGCUGCUAUCUGCUGGACUGAAGAGUCCACACUGUCACCUGGAGACUCUCAGUCUGUCAGGGUGUAGGGUCUCAGAGAGAGGCUGUGCUUCUCUGGCCUCAGCUCUGACCUCUAACCCCUCCCAUCUGAGAGAGCUGGACCUGAGCUUCAACCAUCCAGGAGGACCAGGACUGAAGCUGCUGUGUGCUGGACUGGAGAGUCCAGACUGGAGGCUGGAGACUCUCAGGCUGGAUCACUGUGGACCACAGAGGUUAACAUCUGGACUGGAGAGAUACUUCUGUCCACUCUCACUGGACCCAGACACAGCUCACCGACGCCUCCUUCUGUCCAACAACAACAACAUGGUGGAGCUAGUGACCGAGGAUCAGGAGUAUCUGGACCAUCCCGACAGGUUUGAGCGGUGUCCUCAGGUGAUGAGCAGAGAUGCUGUGACUGGUCCCUGUUACUGGGAGGUGGAGUGGAGAGGAAGAGUUUCUGUGGCUGUGACUCUCAGGAGAGGCGGAAGGAAAGAAGACCAGUCUGAGUUUGGACAGAACCGUUAUUCCUGGAGUCUGAGCUGCUCUGAUGAUGCUGGAUAUAAAUUCUGUCACAAUAAGAGAGAAACUGCCAUCAAGAGCUCAGAAGUCUCUCACAGAGUUGCAGUGUUGCUGAAUGCAACUGCUGGAGUUUUGGAAGUCUACAGAGUCUCCUCUGGAGUCAGGACCCCCCUCUACACCUUAUUCACCUCCACUGAACCUUUGCACCUGGGAUUUGGACUCAGAGAGGCUCCUGGUUCUGGUUCCUCAGUGCGUGUGUGUGACCUGAGUGUGUGAAUGUGUUCAAAUCCCCAUCCAAACUGCUGAAAGUGAGGAAUGAAUCUGUUUCUGAAACAAACAUGUUCUACGACAGAAAAGAACAAAAGAAUGUGAGAUGUUUGAAGAAGAGAAACUUUCUCUUUCAUCACUCUCCUUUCUCCUGUGAACGUCUUCAUGUUCUGCUGAGUGGUAUCUUUCUGCUCCUUCUAUCAUCACUGUGUUCAGUCACUGAAAGACUCCUCCAAGUCUCCAUCCUCACGUGAAGAAGACUUCAGCACAUUCUCAAACCCGUCUGUCCUUCUUCUUCCCUGUGGACAGAUCACAUGACAACAAUCUUCAUCCAUGAACUCUUGAACUGUCGGUCGACCUUUAGUGAAGAGUUCAGAUCAACUUUGAAAUAUCUGAUUGAAUGACAACAUUUGUGGAGCCACAAAAAGCAUUUGUAUUUGUUUGUGUCAAAAUAUUGCAGCCAUUUUGAAACAGAAAAAAAAUCAUAUUUGAGAUUGGGUCAAAUUCUAAAGGUGUCUGAAAACAUUUUAUGCCACUGUAAAUGAACAGAAAAUCUAGAUUCCCCUCAUGAUCUUUGUCUUUUCCCACCAAGAUUCCCCACUGAAGUGAUUAGAAUGGUAUCAGUGAGGAAGCGUGCAGCUGAGCUCCUCUCAGUAGAUCAGCAACUGUCACUAGAGGAAUAAUAGUCGAAGCUCACCAUCAUGGAAAAUGACAUGUACUGUACCACAGAGGACUCUCCGCAGGCCAUUUGAAUUCCUCCUAUCGUGUCCCUGUUUCUGGUUGGAAAGGUUACGGCCGUGGUGUGACAGAGUGUGGUGUGACAGAGUCACAGUAAUCAGGAAGCUUAAAGGUACGUUCACACCGAACGUGCCUUUUUAGUCACAGUAGCGUCGUCAGUAGCUGGUAGCUUGCUCAGGUCGUGAUUAGUUGCCACCUACCCGGUUCGAACACGUCGGCAAAGUCGCCGGGGGGCGUGGUCUAAGGUUGUGAAUUGUGGAUUUAAAGAUGGCGGAGCUUGGUCACGUACAAGCUGUAGCGGCGCUUUAUCUUUUCGAAAAAAAGGAAAAAACAACAUCUGUGGGUACAUGAUGUCCUCCGAAAUCGCUCGCAAUUCGCCGAGUUUCACCACCUCCUCCAGGAGCUUCGGCUGGAUGACGAGCGGUUCCAGCGGUACUUUCGGCUGAACCCAUCCAGUUCGACGACCUGUUGUCCCGGAUCGGUGCUCGGAUUUCCCAUCAGGACACCAACAAUCCCCGCGGCUGAAUGGCUGUCCAUUUGCCUCGUCAAUGUGUAAUGUUAUGAAGUGCAUCGCAUGCGCCGACCUUCCUGCGGGGGAACGGCGGAGGAGGGAGGCCCUCCGCUCGUGGUUCGGUGGCCUGGUCGAGAAGGCUAAGCCGCCCAAGCCCAAGGCGCGCCAGCCCACGACCAAAGGUAAGGGCAAGCGGCCAAAGAUGAAGUCCUGGGACGAGUAUGAUGAGAGCGCCAAGGUCCGGGUAUUCGUGGAGGAGGACCCGGAGCUUCUGUUUGCCUACGUCCCCGCGCCGGCUCAGGACUUGGCCCUGUAGGAAGGCCCGAGUGGGAAACGUCUCCACCACCGAGACGUUUCCCACUCGACGAUAUGCCAGAGCUCAUCGCGUCGGCGAUGGAGAGGCUGGGAUUAAAACCCCCGCAGGACCCACAUCCUCCUGAGGAAGAAGACUUGUCUUGCUCGGUGCACGAGCUCAAAUCCAAGCCAAAGAGGAGGCCGUCGACCACGUGCCUGAAGAUUCCGUCGUUGUGGGGAUUCUUAAAGAAGGACAUGGAGGCCCCAGCGAACGUCAAGACUCCAGCCGAUGCAUACGAACCGUAUGCAAAGGUGGACGGAGUCGACUGGAGGAAAGGCCUCCCUCCGCUGGGCGACCCGCUGGCCUUGUGCCUGGCGCCAAUCCUUCACCGAGGGCAACAAGGAAGCAGGUCAUCCCGGACGAGCAUUCUCGCUAUACUUAUGCCCUGGUCGACAGGGUAUACAAUUGUGCGACGCAGGUCACGGCGUUGGCCAACAAUAUGUCUCUUUUGGCCUGCUCCAUGGACAGGAUGCUCUACGGCAAAGAGGACCUGACCCCAGAGGAGCUACACGAGGCCCAAGUGUCCAUGGCCACCUUCUUACGGAUGGCACAGGCCUUCAUCAAGGCCGGAGGCAAGCGCUGUUACAAAUGGCAGCGUGGAACAUGUGGCUUGGCCUUUCGGGACUGGGGAACAAAGAGAGACGCGUCCUCGCUGGUGUCCCCAAUUCUGAGGACUCGCUGUUUGGUGAGGGAAUUACUGAACACGUGGAGAAGCUGGAGAGUUCACGCAAGACGGCGGGCUCGCUGUCGAGCAUGCUGCGCAUGGGCUCGGAGAGGAAGCAGCCUCCUUAGAAACAAACAGAACACUCCAGAACACUACCAGAGAGCAAGAAAUGGAGCUGUAGAAAGGUCCAAGCUUCAAAGGCAGGUUUCUUUUGUUUUGUGAUUUGUAAAUUCUGGGUUGUCUCUGAUAUUCCUUUUCUUGUUAGUUCAUUAUUGACUUAGUCUUUCACGUAUUUUGUUUCUUUGUUUCUCUGACCCGGUCUGCCAUUGACACUCUUCUUGUAGCAGCUGGGGCCUGGAUGGUGUAGGUGACCUGGUGGCGGUUCCUUUUAUCGUGUGCUGUGCUGUCGGGGACACGUUUGCAUGUUUGUGCAGCUUGGAUGCGUUUUUCGGGUUCAUCAGUUUGUUGUGUGGUUGGACCCGCUGUCUUAGAGGGUGUCCCCCAUCCUGGUGCGCCCCAGCUCCACUACAGUCUUGUUACUUUUAUUUUUGAU
Messenger RNA from Synchiropus splendidus (mandarinfish), 6823 nucleotides. Its product is annotated as NACHT, LRR and PYD domains-containing protein 3-like. The transcript has 14 exons. The record is from RefSeq and is a predicted model, not a curated record. The coding region runs from base 106 to 4011 and encodes 1301 amino acids. Lineage: Eukaryota; Metazoa; Chordata; Actinopteri; Syngnathiformes; Callionymidae. Gene Ontology annotation, molecular function: protein binding.